This is a messenger RNA of Alternaria novae-zelandiae, 879 nucleotides long. RefSeq lists its product as uncharacterized. The coding region runs from base 1 to 879 and encodes 292 amino acids. The record is from RefSeq and is a predicted model, not a curated record. Lineage: Eukaryota; Fungi; Ascomycota; Dothideomycetes; Pleosporales; Pleosporaceae. The transcript has a single exon.
AUGGCUCCUACCAAGAAACGCGCCUCGUCGCCGGCAAAAGGUAUUCGCUCCUCGAAGCGCUUGAAGGUCCAGACACCAAAGGCUCGGCCUACGAUCUCGACUAUUCCCACUCAGGACGGAUGCGCAUUUCUAAACCUUCCGCGAGAGAUCAGAAACCAAGUCUACAUGGAAUCGCUCAAGGGGCUGGACCUUACAUUCCGCGUGAAUAAGCUCAUCAUUGCUGCGACACCAAACUCCGAAGGCUACAUCAGACACCCGGGACUAACUAAACGUGGCCUCCCGCUAUGGUCACUGUCAAGUCAACAGAUUUGUUACGAAGUCCUGGACUUGAUCGCACGUAACUACACGUUCCAACCUUAUGGGCGCCCAAGAAUUGCAGAAAUUCAAAUGGACGAAGGAGUCCCGAACACGCUAGUUUUCAGUGAAGGUGGCGUAGGAAACAUCAAGUUAUGGCCUUCCUUUGACCGUACCGCUAGAAGCACUGGUGUCGUUGGCGACCAGUCUGUACCUUUCCUCAAGUUAAUGGACAGCCUCUCCCUGAAGGAUGCGUAUCUGGGGAUAGUUUGGCAAUAUGCUCACGAGCGGGGAGACCCAAAGGAUAACGAUCCCACGGAUCUGACUGAAGAAUGGGGAAAAGAUUGGCAAGGGAUGUUUCGCAAAGUCAAGGUCAAUGUUAUGAUCAGAGGUCUCAAGAAGGAUACUACACCAUUGUGGAUUAUGGAUGAGGCGGAGAAGUUUGCACUGAGACUAGUCGGUACUGGUGGAGCUGUGGUGUGGGAGGAUCCAACUGAUAUGGUUCGGGUGUUCUGGAGGUUUAUGUCAGGGUGGUACAAGCAAAAGGCGUGGGUAGGACGUCUCACCGUCGAGCGGAAGGUGUGA